Messenger RNA from Frankliniella occidentalis (western flower thrips), 4945 nucleotides. RefSeq names its product dual specificity tyrosine-phosphorylation-regulated kinase 4 (gene Dyrk2). The coding region runs from base 58 to 2709 and encodes 883 amino acids. The transcript is spliced from 10 exons. The record is from RefSeq and is a predicted model, not a curated record. Gene Ontology annotation, molecular function: protein serine/threonine/tyrosine kinase activity; protein serine/threonine kinase activity; ATP binding. Gene Ontology annotation, cellular component: nucleus. Gene Ontology annotation, biological process: peptidyl-serine phosphorylation; peptidyl-threonine phosphorylation. Lineage: Eukaryota; Metazoa; Arthropoda; Insecta; Thysanoptera; Thripidae.
CCCGCCUAGCGCCGCCUAGCCCCCCGUAGCGCAGCCCGCUAGCCCAGCCCCCCCGCGAUGGCCACCACGGCAGCGUCCCGGCCCGUGGCCCCGCCCGGGCUGGUGGCCAACCCGCACCCCGUGGCGCCCACCCUGCGCCACUCGGCCUCCUUCUCCUGCCUGUACUCGCGGCGGCCGCACCGCGCGCGCACCGCCACCCUCCCCGCGCCGCCCGCGGCGUCCCCGGCCGCGGCGCUGCAGCAGCACGUCGAGACCGACUACGGCUUCGUGGUGCGCGGCAGCGGCGGCGUGCAGCGCGGCCACCUGCACUACCUCAACCACAUCCACCACCACCACCACCAGCUGCUCGUGCGCGAGCCCGUGCCCGAGGACGGCGAGGUGGCCGUCACGCCCAAGAAGGACAACCUGCGCGACGUGCUGGUGAAGAAGUCGGCCUCGCUGCUCAGCCCGUCGGCGUGGUGGCUGCAGCGCCGCGGCCAGGACCCGCCGCCGCCCCACCAGCAGCCGCCGCCGCCACCCCCGCCGGGCGCCGCCCCCGGUCCCGCCCCCGGCCAGCAGCGGCGCUGGCGGAGCCUCGGCGCCCUGCUCAGGACUCCGUCGUCGGCCACCGCACCGCAGGCCCCGCCGCCGCAGAGCUUCUACCUGCUGGACGAUUUCCUGGGCCCUACUUCCACGUCGUCGGCCCGGGGCUCGGCAGCGAGCUCCGGCUCGGGCGGCGCGCACCACAACACGAGCUCCUCCGACUCCCUGGAGCUGUCGUCGCCGCUGCCGCCCGCCGUGCCGCCGCCGCCGCCGCCCCUCCGCAUGCGCCGGCCCUGCCACUGCCGGCAGUGCCACCGCGAGCACAGCGCACAACCGAGCCCCGGGCAGCUGCACCUGAACAAGGACGCCCUGCCGUCCAAGUACAGCAGCAGCAGCGGGAGCAGCAAGACGGCGCAGCAGCACCAGCAGCACCUGCUGUACCAGCAGCAGCAGCAGAGGAACAAGAACUCGUCGCUGUACGCUCCAGAGAACCACAAGCUCCCCGCCCUGAAGAGCGCAGGCUCUGUGAGCUCGACAGGCUCGCCAUCCUCGCCAGGCCUCAACAUCAACAACAACAACAACAGCGGUAGCCGCACCCCCAACAACAAUAACAGCCACCACAAUAACAACAACAACGUGACGGACAGCCCCGCCACCUCCAAACAGGACCCGUUCGGACGCUCACUCCCGCUCACUCCAGCCCAGGCCGUUAAGUACUACGGGUCCCGCCUGUCCGAGUACGAGCGCAAGGAGAUCGAAAGCUACCCAGAGGUGUGGUACCUCGGGUACGAGGCGUCCAAGAUCCAUGGGGAGGAAGGCACGGCGCAGAACGGUGGUUUCGACGACGACAAUGGCUCCUACAACAAGGUGCUGCACGACCACAUCUCGUACCGGUACGAGAUCCUCGAGGUCAUUGGCAAGGGCUCCUUCGGCCAAGUGAUCCGCGCCCUGGACCACAAGACAGGCAAACACAUCGCGAUCAAGAUCAUAAGGAAUAAGAAACGAUUCCACCAUCAAGCUCUCGUCGAGGUCAAAAUCCUGGAUCACUUAAGGAAAAAAGACCGUGACUCAUCCCACAAUGUCAUCCAUAUGCUAGAUCAUUUUUACUUCAGGAACCACCUGUGCAUCAGUUUCGAGCUCAUGAAUCUGAACCUCUAUGAACUGAUCAAGAAAAACAACUACCAGGGAUUCAGUCUGAGCCUCAUCCGACGAUUUGCACACUCUUUAGUGCAAUGUCUGCGACUGCUGUACAGAGAAAACAUAAUUCAUUGUGAUCUCAAACCUGAAAAUGUCCUUCUGAAGCAGAGGGGUAGUUCAUCUAUCAAAGUUAUUGAUUUUGGUAGUUCAUGCUAUUCACAUCAGCGUGUCUAUACAUACAUACAGUCACGAUUUUAUCGCUCUCCUGAAGUAAUUCUUGGUCUUCCCUACGGUGCUCCAAUUGACAUGUGGAGUCUUGGCUGCAUUCUGGCGGAACUUUACACAGGCUAUCCCUUAUUUCCUGGUGAAAAUGAAGUUGAACAGCUUGCAUGCAUUAUGGAAGUUCUAGGAACUCCUCCUGACCACAUAGUAGGCAAUGCAACAAGGCGCAGACUCUUUUUUGAUACUUAUGGCAACCCUCGUUGUAUCACAAACAGUAAGGGACGUAAACGUAAACCAGGAUCUAAAGACCUUGCAAUGGCCUUGAGGUGCAAUGACAAGAUGUUUGUUGACUUUGUAUCUCAAUGUUUACAGUGGGAUUCGAAGAAACGAAUGACACCUGAUGAAGCUCUUCGUCAUGAGUGGCUAGUUUCAAGCUCUUCAAUCGCCCCUACCAAUGGAUCUCACACCCAAACAGAAUUGAGACGGUCCCCAUCGGAAGCAGGUCUGGUGCCCCAUCAUUCACAUCACUCACACCGUGGUGCAGGAAGUGGAAGCAGUGGCAGUGGUAGUGUCACUGGAAGUGGAAGCGGCAGUGGAACUGGUAGUGGCCAGGCAUAUUCCCUUUAUCGACUAUAUCGAGGCAAAAAGUGUGUUUCAAAAUUGGUGGAUGCACAGACUGGUGAGUUAGGAGAUGUCUCAAGUAGUCUCCUUGGAACUGCAAGAACAAGAGGCUCAACAACCACUACACGAGGGGGUGGUGAAUGUUCAAGUCAAGCAGUUGACCCUAACUUGAACGACUCUGGCACUUUUCUCCCUCCUAUUUUGUGAGGCUGGCCUAUUGUCGCUUUUUCCACAGCGACAAAGUACACUGAAGGUUGAAAUCUUAUUCUAGUUUUGUGGUGAUCCUCCACAAUAUGGUUCUUUGCACCCCCUAAAAUUUUAGAAAGGUAAGGAAAUCGCUAGGGUGGACAAGACCAUUGAAAAGCGAUCUUUUGAUUGUUGCUUCCUUUAGCAAGAGCAGGCGUAUUCUGUUCAUAUUAAAGGCAAGAGGAAAUCGUAAAGUUAUCUGUAUGUGAGAAAACGUUCUCAUGUAGAACUUUUUUCAUUUCUGACUUCCUUUAAAUUCUGUGUGAUACCGUACUCUCAGUCACUGAAAUUUUGCACUUACCCACUGUGUACUUGUCGUAUUGUGGCCAAAAUGCCAACCUCUGUGAUGUUGCAAAUAAGCAAAUUCUGUAAGACACUCAGUGAAGUACAUAUGGUACUGCUUCUUUUUCAUUUAUGAACCAGUCAUAUAUUCAUCGUCAUUGUAUGAACUCAAGAGCACUGCAUACCUCUUUGCACUUAAUGUGUUUUAUUGUGUUAGAUGAGUUUGUUAAAAUUGUUUGUUGUAGAGUAUGGAGGAUGAAAAGGGAACAGACUGUGUAAUGUAACUACUGCUACUACCUACAUUGUACAUUAUUAUUAGAUCCAAAAUCCUGUUGUUUUUUUUUUUACCAGAGUGCAGAGGUUUUUAAGUCAUUAUUAAUGGUUUUUGUGUGUUGAAAGAUGUGCUAACUGGGAUUGAGUGACGCCUGUGUGACGUGGCUGCUGUUACCUUAGUCACCUUACAUUGCCUGGUUGCUGCUUUUGAUUGAAUAAUAUUACCCAAUGAUUUUUAACCAAGGAUAUGGUGAUCUCAAGCAGUGCAUUUCUGUUACCACAUGGCAAAGACCAGAAUCAUUACUGGGUUAAUGUCAAUAGACGUUAGAUAAGUCACUUGAAUUGAUUCAUGUAAAAUAUGUGUUUUAUAACUGUAUUCUUCUAAUGAAGAAGCAGACGUCUUUGAAAAUAAAUAAAUAUUGACCCAAGUUUAUCUAUUUGAAGAUCAACAGACACAAUGGUUACUUGAUCUUAGACAUCAAUUUGCUAUAUUUUUUCUGUGUUGUAAAUAGAAUAUUGAUUCUUAAAAGCCACUGCUCAGUGCCUUAAAUUAAAAUCAACUGUAAGCAUGGAAGUGUAAUUUAAUUUUAUAUUCAGUAUGAUUGGUGCACUAUUCAACAGAAUUUUGCAAGUAUAGUCAACAAAAGUUAGUCAUACUUUACUGUCUAAUUUGAAGUGAGGCUCAUCAAGAAAAUACGUCAGCUGUUUCAUGAGGAAGUUUUCUGUGUCUUUACCAUACUGGAUUUUAAAGUCGUUGAAGGGAAAGGAUCUCACUCUUGUAUUAAUUCAUAAUAAGAUCAGGCCAAUAUCUUGGGAAAGAGUAAUUUCAAUUUUUCUCUAAGAAAGCUGCAAGAACAUGGAACUAAUGCAUUGCUCUGUGAAACAACGAAUCUGUCGCCUGUGAGUUCUAUUUUUAUUAUCCAUGUAAGGUGUACCAUCUUGUAAUUUAAUGUUUGUCUGACAAGUUUUCUCUACUCACAAAAUCAGCUCUGUGUGUAGGUAUUGAUAUUGUCUAAUCAAUGAAUGAGUAAUGCUGAGAAGAAGUGAUAAAAAAACAACCAAAGUUCUAGAGAUUAGGCGGGUCCUGAGGAAGUUGCAGAAUGAUGCUGUUCAAUAGUUCAGUGUUGGAUUGUAAUUAUAAUGAAUGGUUUGGUUUUAAUUUUAAAACACCCCUCCUCCCAGUCAUUUUUUUUUCCUUUACCUAUCUAUCUAUCUACCUAUCUAUCUAUUUAUCUAUCUCUGAGAGCGUUUUGAUGUUUUCAUGGCCUUUUAUGUCAAAGAUGAAUACCAUUUGAUGAGACAGCUAUGUUGUAGACUGAUGAUGUCCUUAAGAUUAUAGUCUUUAUUAAGUAGUGUAGGUUGCCUGUUGUGUUUGAUGCAGGUUUGUGUCAUAUGACACCUAGAAAAAUCAGUUUUGAAAUCUAAUAUAACUUUCGAUAAAAGUUCCAUGUUUUGCCUCUCAGAUCCUAAAUAUAUGUGACAGCUGGCGUUUGCUCUCUUUGUUAAAUUUUGUAAUCAACAAUAUAUUGCUGCAUACAUAAAUUCUAAUCCUGGCAUAUUCUCGUAGAUGUUGUUGUUGUUUUAAGUGUCUAUCAUUUUAUUACUGUAUUAAUGACCAAAUAAAUUCUUACAGUCAGUGUAA